AUGUACAACCCAAGCAAGCAUACUAUCAAAAGAAGACAGAGAACAGCUGUACCUCAGUUCUUACUGGAUUACUUUUCUGAAGACGUUCCAAUAAGUGGUUUGAAUUAUAUUCCCACUGAAAACCCAUCUGUUCCUGAGGUGGAAUUUAGUAGUCCUUGCCUAAAGUAUACAUAUACGCGCAAGAAGAGAGCAAGAACCAUGGCUGUAGCCCCCGUAGAAACGCCUUCCAAGAACAUUGCUGCUUCUCAGACUGACUUGGACGUCAAAAUUGAUUUCGAUACAUACGAAGCCACCUCAGGAACAUUUGAGAUUGUUUUUUGCGGAUACAAGUUCAUUCCUGAGCAGUUGGUUGAGAUGGGUAUGCUCCCUGCUUCCCUCAACAAUGUCCAAUAUGCAAUUCAUUUCAGACUUCUUGAGUUUAUGAGGGACAUGCGAGAUGUUCUUGCCACCUCUGGCCAGGGCUUGGCCAAUCUGUGCAAUAAGAUCAAUCUGGAUGCUAAGAUCUCAAAGGCAUAUUGCCAAAAUCUUCUGCAUGUCUUCAUCAGACUUACAAUGAUUGUUGAGGCCAAGGUAGAGAAGCUUUUGCCUGGAUUCUGGGAAUCCAACUGUUGCCCUGCUUGUCCAGAUGUUGACAGCAAUGUGGCCAUUGACGACUGUCAAUAUGUUGCCAUGGAUGGCAAUUUUAGCCUGAAGUGUGAGAGGAGGAAAGAUGGUGAGGGUGAUGUUGGCAAAGAGUUGGAGCAAGUAGGUCGGUUCGACAGCAACUUCCAUGCUGGCUCUGGCAGUUUGGCAAAGUCCAUAAAGUACCCUAUUAAGGGUCUUUUUGCAGCGAGCUGUGCACGCCAUAAGUCAGUCAUUAAGUUGGUAGACAUGGAAACUGGUGAAGGGUUUAAGUACUCUCUCUUCAUAAUUAAUCAACUACUUGGUGAUUCAGGUAGUGAUGGCCAGUCUGCUGAUAGCUCUCCCAACAUCAAUGUGAUGUAUGAUGUUGUCUGUAAGCUGGCAAAGUCACUGAAGGCUAACUUUCUCAGACUGAUGGAGAAAUCAAAACUAGCAGUUCCAAUUUUCCAUAUGUAUGCUCAUGUUCAACACUGCCAGAUUAAGCUCAACCCUAAAUAUAGAGAUGAGUUUGGCUUGACAGAUGGUGAAUGUUUGGAACGUCUCUGGUUAUAUCUUAACCACUUUGUGACGAUGACCAGAAAGAUGGGACAAGCAAACCGGAAGUUGGUCUUGUACAGAGCCAUCAAGUUCCACAAUGAGACGAAGAAGAUUGAGUUGGGCUUGAUGUUGGAGAGUAAGUAUGUCAAAGCAAAGCGCAUCAUAGAAGAAUCCAGGAAGGCGUUGGAGGGAUUCGACUGUGUUGUGAUUGAGCGAGAAUGGAAGCAGCAUGUUAACAAGGUAGAGAAGUUAGAGAAUUAUGUUGACAUUGCAGAUUUGAUGGAGUCUGGCCGUAAGGUUCAAGGCAAUAUUGCUUUGUCCCUUAUAAAUUUUACAAUUUUGCGCCGACUAAGAGAGCUCGCUAAUGAUGCCAACGGAAAUCAUGUGAAAGAUGAGAUCAAUAGGCUGAAGCACGAAAUGGAGAAGUUGAAGGCAAAGAUCCAGGAGGAAGUUGAGGGCUUCCAAGAACCUGAUGAAGAAAAUACAAACCUCAUAAAAUAUAUAGAAGAAAAUGCCCAGCUAGGUAUUUUCUGGGAUGCAAAAAUCCGUCCCAAAGUCCAUCUCUUUUUGGUAAAGAAAAGAGCAGAAGAAGUUGCACUUCUGAAGCGUGAUGCCUUCUGGCUCCAACACCGUAUCACAAAAGAAAGGACUUUAAGAGAGCAAGGGCUAAAAGCCCUUGACAAUGCUGUAGGUACUCUGGACAAAGAGGUUCUUUGUGGGAUGCAGUUCCUUUUGGCUAGAAAGCUUCGGCUUUCUAUGUCUUGGGAGCGAGCAGUCUUUGCUCAGACCAGUUUCCUUCUGGAAUCCUUGUCCUCUCCCUCCUCCGUUCCUUUUGCCUCCUCCUCCUCCGUUCCUUUUGCUUCCUCCUCCUCCGUUCCUUUUGCUUCCUCCUCCUCCGUUUCUUCUUCUUCACUCAUUGUUGAAGACAUAAACCCCUCCGAUGAUGGAGAAGCCAGUAUUGCUUUUGUUGUGGAAGCUUUUACAAAGUCUAUUAGUAAUUAA
Messenger RNA from Phycomyces blakesleeanus NRRL 1555(-), 2160 nucleotides. RefSeq lists its product as hypothetical. The record is from RefSeq and is a predicted model, not a curated record. Lineage: Eukaryota; Fungi; Mucoromycota; Mucoromycetes; Mucorales; Phycomycetaceae. The transcript is spliced from 11 exons. Bases 1 to 2160 code for a protein of 719 amino acids.